Molecule: messenger RNA, 1430 nt
Organism: Ipomoea triloba (trilobed morning glory)
Lineage: Eukaryota; Viridiplantae; Streptophyta; Magnoliopsida; Solanales; Convolvulaceae
Product: probable inactive poly [ADP-ribose] polymerase SRO5
Exons: 5
Coding region: 160-1206 (348 amino acids)
Molecular function (GO): NAD+ poly-ADP-ribosyltransferase activity
Source: RefSeq, a predicted model, not a curated record
UCUUCAAUUCUAAUCCUACUCCCAUUCCUAGUCGUAUUCGGAUUCAAUUCAAAUCCUUAAACCUAUAUAUACACAUCAAAAUUUAAAUACCGAUCACUUUCGCUAAUUCCUCUGUUUCAUCGAAGAAUAUUUAUAAAUCCGCCAUUAAAUCCGGCGAGAAUGGAGAACAGAGCGCCGCAGAGGAAACUGAAAAUCGUCGCUAAAACUCAGCCUUUGUUCGCUCCGGCGACACUGAAGAGAUGCUCGGAGGAGGAGGAAGAGCAUUCGUGCACGGGAAGUUCAAGCUCCGUGACGGAUCAUUAUAAUGAACAGAGGAAUUGCAGGUUAAUCGGAGUGGAAGAAGGGAAUAGGGAGCAUCAUAUUAUGGAACAGAAGCUAGUGUUGGGUUUGAGGGGCGUGGGGAUGCACGCGGCGAUAGAAUCGAUUGAGAAGAAUGAGUUUUCGAGUUCGGUAAUGAAGAAGGCGAAGCUUCAGGCUUUUGGUCUUUUUGCGAAAGCGGUGGAGGAGAAGUCCGGAUUUGGGAAUGGGAAUAUGCAGUUUGCUUGGCUUGGAGCGUCUAAGAAGGAGCUGACUUCAAUUCUUCAACACGGGUUUGAUCCUUCGAUGAACAAGGAUGGAAGCUUUGGCCAUGGAGUUUAUCUCUGUCCUGAUUAUUUCCCUCUUGGAUGUUUGAAUUCAGCCAUGGCGGAUGAAAAUGGGAUGCGGCAUGUGUUAUAUUGCAAGGUGAUUUUGGGGAAGACGGAAUUGGUACGACCCGAUUCGACACAAUGGCAUCCAAGUUCUCAAGAGUUUGAUUGUGGUGUUGAUGAUUUGGUUUUUCCCAAAAAGUAUAUUGUGUGGAGUACCAACAUCGACACUCACAUCUUGCCUCUCUAUAUCAUCAGCUUCACCAUCUCUAGCCUUAAUGCUCACAAUUCUUUCGGGGUUCAAGGAAACACGGUUUCUCAAAAGAAACCAAAUUCUCCAAGGAUUACAUUUCCAUCUUUGGUUGCUGAACUCGAAAAAUUUUUACCUCCACAAAUCAUGCAGUCGAUCACAACAUAUGUGAAGGAUCACAGGGAAGGGAAAAUAACACGGCUUGAAAUGAUUAAGCGCUUGAGAAGACUCGCAGGAGAUGAAUUGAUAAUCAAAAUAGUGAAAGCCCAAAAGGAUAUGGAAACUAAUACCUCAAUGGGGAACAAGACAGGAGUUAGAAGGAAUACUUGAGUCAUGGGUCGUGAAUAGUUUUUGGAUCAUAUCAACCACCUCAAUUUCCAUAUGUUUAUUUAAUAUUGAAUGUAUAUAUAUCCUAUAUAUCUUUCAAAAAAUAUAUAUAUGUAUAUGCUAUAUAUGUUUACUUUCCCCUCUUAAUUUCAUUAGGUUUAGCUUCAAGGUGGUUGUAAUUUAAUGCUUGUAAAGAAAGAAAAUAUAUCAUAUCUUUGUUUAUGUAA